ACUAUUUACACAACAACAAUUUCAUUUGCAGAUAAAAUAGUGCACUUUUUACUUGGCAUCCUAUCAUCAUUAAAUUAACGUAUUAACAAAAAAAAUGACGCUUCCGGAAAUCUUUGGCUGUGGCUUCAUCGCAUUCGGUACACCAUUAGCGAUGUUUGUUUUCACAAUAGCAAAUGAUUCCAUACGAAUAAUUAUCCUCAUCGCUGCCGCCUUCUUUUGGCUACUAGCACUUCUGGCAUCUGCCUUGCUGUGGUUUGCUCUGGUACCAUUGAGAGAUUACUUGUGGUUCGGUGUAACAUUUUCAGUGCUAUUUCAAGAAGGAUUUCGCUACAUUAUCUAUCGUAUUCUGAGACGCACUGAACAAGGACUUCAAGCGGUAUCUGAUAAUCCGGGUAUAAUCGAAAAUAAGCAUAUUCUGGCUUAUGUGUCCGGUCUUGGAUUCGGUAUAAUAUCUGGCAUGUUUGCAUUGGUCAAUUUACUUGCGGAUUUGUCGGGUCCGGGUACUAUGGGUCUUAAAGGCGGAUCGGAAGUGUUCCUAAUAACUUCGGCGAUACAAGCUCUCGCAAUGAUCCUACUUCAUACUUUCUGGAGUGUUAUAUUUUUCAAUGCUUUUGAUAUCAAUAACUACUUUCAUAUAGCUUACGUCAUCAGCACGCAUCUCUUCGUAUCGCUAAUAACAUUACUCAACGCACAAGGGAUGUACGCAGCCACAUUAUUGCCCACCUACAUAAUAUUGUUAGCGUCAGCGGUUUUGGCAUUUAAAGUAGCCGGAGGAAGCAAAAUUUCGCUUGUUCGAUUUGUAAAGUGUCAAUGAGACGAGAAGAUAUCUGUAUUAAUCUAUACUGAUGUAUUUAAACACUGUUGGCAUUGACUAUAAAUGUAACUGCAAUCAAUUCAUUUAGACUGCUGAGGCGACCAAGCUGCUAAACUAAUUUUUAAGAUGAUCAACUUUACUCAUUUAUUUUCCGACUUUAUUUCGAUAUGAAAAGACAGUGUUAAUAACGUACAAUAAAAGAAGCCAUGAUAAUUCA
Messenger RNA from Rhagoletis pomonella (apple maggot), 1031 nucleotides. It is a transcript of the gene aph-1, whose product is annotated as gamma-secretase subunit Aph-1. The record is from RefSeq and is a predicted model, not a curated record. The transcript has 2 exons. NCBI's taxonomy places the organism in Eukaryota, Metazoa, Arthropoda, Insecta, Diptera, Tephritidae. Gene Ontology annotation, biological process: positive regulation of catalytic activity; Notch receptor processing; Notch signaling pathway. Gene Ontology annotation, molecular function: protein-macromolecule adaptor activity. Gene Ontology annotation, cellular component: endoplasmic reticulum; membrane; gamma-secretase complex. The coding region runs from base 95 to 814 and encodes 239 amino acids.